Artibeus jamaicensis (Jamaican fruit-eating bat) is the source of this 846-nucleotide messenger RNA. RefSeq names its product T-cell ecto-ADP-ribosyltransferase 2-like. The coding region runs from base 1 to 846 and encodes 281 amino acids. NCBI's taxonomy places the organism in Eukaryota, Metazoa, Chordata, Mammalia, Chiroptera, Phyllostomidae. The transcript is spliced from 3 exons. The record is from RefSeq and is a predicted model, not a curated record. Gene Ontology annotation, molecular function: NAD+-protein-arginine ADP-ribosyltransferase activity; NAD+ poly-ADP-ribosyltransferase activity.
AUGACCUCUCUUCUAGCCACAGCAGUUCGAUUUUUAAUCCUAACCCACUGGUUAACACAAUGGGUAAUUAAUCCUUGUAAACUAGACAUGGCUUACAAUGCAUUUGAUGAUCAGUACAAGGGCUGUAUAGAACUCAUGGACAAAAAAGCACCCCAGCUGUUAAAACAAGAACUGGAAGUGAAUAAAAAAUUUAAAGAGAAAUGGGAAAAUGCACAGAGAAGAUGGAAGGAAAUAAAGUCACGUGUAGGCUCUUCAAAAUUACUCAGUGAUCUCCAGGGAACAGCUCUAGUGGCCUAUACUGGGGAAAUUGCAACAGAAUUUAACAAAGCUGUGAGAGAAUUCCGUCAACACCCUGAAAACUUUCAGUUCAAAGCGUUCCACUAUUAUUUGACAAGAGCUCUUCAGCUUCUGAGGACAAAUGAGUGCCGUACAGUUUACAGAGGUAUUACGAUCAAGUGUCAACACAGUGGAGGAAAAGUACGUUUUGGCCAGUUUGCCUCAUCAUCUAAAGAUAUAAAUGUAGCUAAACGUUAUAUUAAAAAUGGGACAGGGACACUGUUCACAAUCAAAACCUGCUUGGGUGUGCCUAUUAAAUCAUUCGCUUUCAAUCCCAAUGAAGACGAAGUGCUAAUUCCAGGCUACGAGGUGUUUAGGCAGGUCACCGUGAAAAACAUAAAUACAUCAUAUAAUGAAGUUUCACUCGAAAACCCCCAAGAAUUAACAAGUAACUACGAUUGCACCUACAGCUCAGAGCAGGUGAAUGGGGUUGGAGCUGAGGAGAUCAAAGGACUGAAAGGCUUCACACAAAUGGGCCCCUUUAGACACAUGCAGAGGGAUGAUGCCUAG